ACACAGGGGAAAAUGCAGCAAGAUCGCCGAAUAGUGGGGCUGCAGCCUAUAAUCGCACGCUACUUCACUCUACAUCACUCGUCUGUGCUGCCAGGCCAGGCCUGCGGAUCGCUCGUGGAGGCGGGAAGCUGUGUUCGAGUGUUCGAGAAAGCUUGAUACAUACUGGGAGGUAGGUAUGCAUAUGUAUGACGUUGCCAGUGGGUGGCAGUGCAACGCGUCGGCGGCAUUUCUCGCCGGCGGUUUGGUACUGGUGGCGUACGCCAUGCGGUCGAUCACGACUCCAUGUUAUGUCACUCGGCGCAAAUUUUGGCGACCGAGUAUGAUAGGUAGCACAGACGAACAGCAUCGUCGGACUCACCAGCCGUCGAGGCGAUACGAUGGUGGUACUUUACUGUACUGUCGUGGGCUGACACGACGGUCAUGGCUGCUACUGAUUGAAUCUAGAAACAGCGAAACACUAGAAGAAUACCAGACGAACACCGAGUGUCUAUUUCAAGUAUCUACGAGCAAGAUUUCAUUGGCUCAUUGGUCUGGAAGAAGAAAGAAGCGGUACUCCUUGCAAGUUGCAGGCGAAGAAAGUUCAGGCCGAUUCCAGAAAUCACCGAAUUGCCAUACCUACCGUAUCAUGUUUAUUUCGACAAGCCAACAGCAAACGCAUCGAUGACGAAAAACAGACAACAGGAAAAACAAAAACCAUAUGUGAAGAAGCCAGACCAUUCUUUGCU
Tricharina praecox is the source of this 725-nucleotide messenger RNA. RefSeq lists its product as uncharacterized. The record is from RefSeq and is a predicted model, not a curated record. Bases 176 to 664 code for a protein of 162 amino acids. Lineage: Eukaryota; Fungi; Ascomycota; Pezizomycetes; Pezizales; Pyronemataceae. The transcript has a single exon.